This is a messenger RNA of Trypanosoma theileri, 390 nucleotides long. RefSeq lists its product as uncharacterized. Lineage: Eukaryota; Euglenozoa; Kinetoplastea; Trypanosomatida; Trypanosomatidae. The record is from RefSeq and is a predicted model, not a curated record. The transcript has a single exon. The annotation marks the transcript as partial.
UUGUAUCUUGUGGCUCUCCUUCUCAGUCUUCACUGCGUGUUUGUGGUGGGGACUGGUGAAACUGCAAAGGCUGCAGAUGCUCUUCCUUCUGGUCAAGAAGCACGACAAGGACAAGAUGCUGAUGGUAGUGGUCCUUGUCCUCAAGGUACUACUGGCACUACGUGUAAUCAUGCCCGUGAUGAAACUCAAGGUUCUCGUAAUUGUGAGAACCCUUCUGAUGAGAAAGAUUGCCCUCCCAAUGAUCGUACGACUGAAAAGAAUUGCGGUGAAGAAUCUGGUCAUAGUUGUGCAAGUAACACACAGGACCAGACUCUAACUAGAGGACAGCCUGCUUCUCCGGCUGCUGGUUCUGGUUCUGGUUCUGGUUCUGGGGGCGGUAAUGCUGGUGGU